Molecule: messenger RNA, 951 nt
Organism: Orbicella faveolata
Lineage: Eukaryota; Metazoa; Cnidaria; Anthozoa; Scleractinia; Merulinidae
Product: melanocyte-stimulating hormone receptor-like
Biological process (GO): G protein-coupled receptor signaling pathway
Cellular component (GO): membrane
Molecular function (GO): G protein-coupled receptor activity
Source: RefSeq, a predicted model, not a curated record
AUGGAAAACUUCACAAGUCAUCAAGUGAUCAGCACAGCAGCACUAACGCUAAACGACUGGCGCAGCUCACAGACAUACCAAGACCAGCUGCCAGCAUUUAUCACGGGUUCGCUUGUUAUUAACUCCGUUUUGAACUCACUUCUAUCCCUUGCGACAAUAAUCGCAAACAUUCUGAUAUUGUUGUCCCUCAAUAGAACCUCUCGAGUACAUGCCGCGUCCAAGGCUCUGUAUCUCAGUCUGGCGGUAUCAGAUCUGGGUGUCGGCUUGUUUGUCCAGCCAGCGUUUGUUGGUUUUCUGGCGACCGGCGGCACGAAACCAGAGAUAUGCAGGUUUCUUGGAAUCAUCGUCAAUGUUGCCAGUGUAAUCUCAGUCGGUGUUUCCCUGCAGAUUCUUACAGCAAUCAGUGUGGACCGAGUUCUUGCUAUUCGCCUUAAGAUGCGUUACAAGGAGGUGGCGUCAUUGUUCCGCACAAGGCUCGUGUUGGUCGCCUGCUGGUUCUUCAGCACUUUUCACGCCCUAAUGAUCUUCGUGAGCCGAGAAUUCUUUGAUCUCAUCCAGAUCGUCGGCAUAAUAAUGUGUAUUGGUGUGUCUACGGUAUCCUAUAUCAUCAUCUCUCGCACUCUACGACGCCUCCAAAGUCAAGUUCAGAACUACGGCCCGGAAGAGGAAACAGCUCAAAAUACUUUUAACAUAAAUCGAUACAAAAACUCAGUUGCCACUGCGCUGUGGGUGUAUGGCUCUCUCCUGGCCUGUUACCUUCCAUUUAUGCUGUCAGUUGCUGUUAAGAUUGCUGUGGGUCGCAGCCAGACGUUUAUCGGCGCGCAGUGGUUUACAGUAACCCUUAUCUACACGAACUCUACAUUGAAUCCCAUUUUGUACUGCUGGAAGAUCCAGGAGGUGAGAGAGUCUGUAAAGGAAAUCAUCAAACAAUAUUGCCCCUGUCGCAAAUAG